Molecule: messenger RNA, 2234 nt
Organism: Catharus ustulatus (Swainson's thrush)
Lineage: Eukaryota; Metazoa; Chordata; Aves; Passeriformes; Turdidae
Gene: VTCN1
Product: V-set domain containing T cell activation inhibitor 1
Exons: 1
Coding region: 394-1071 (225 amino acids)
Source: RefSeq, a predicted model, not a curated record
CUGUGCUUUGGCUGUGUAAGCCUUCCUUAUUCCAGAUCUGCAGGGGACUGCUCGGAAGAGAAAAUGGCCUUGAGUUGCACCAGAGGAAGUUUGCAUUUAAUAUUAAGAAAUAUUUGCUCAUGGAAAGGGUUAUCAAGCACUGGAACAGGCUGCCCAGGGAAGUAGGGAAGUACUAUCCCUAGAGAUUUAAAAUACUUGCAUUUAUGGUUAUGGUAUAGUGGUAGACUUAAUGCUGGGUUAACAGUUGGACUUGGUCUUAAAGGCCUCUUCCAACCUCAACGAUUCUGCAACUCUGUGAAGCUGUAGGUGCUGGUCAGGCUCCCUUCUCAGUGAGUGGAGAGAGUGAAUCAUCUUUCCCCCAUUAUUAAGAAUAAAUGACAUUAAAGCUGUGUCAUGACCUCAGCAGGUCCUGUCAAGCUGGACUGCCAUGUCCUAGGAGUCCUUAGAUCCCUUGUAGUCAUCCUCCCAUGGCCCAGCCUGCACAGAGCUCUGUCUGAGGCAGUUUUUUGGCUUGACUAUAGGCAGUGCUGUGCAAGCAGCCUAGAAAUACCUGGAACGGUAGAUGCAGUUGGGUAUUUCCCGCCCAGUUCCUAUCACUUGCCUUGUUUUGACUCUUUCCCUGUUUUCCCUCCCAAAGCCUCCAGCAUCCCCAUGGUGCAGGUGGAGAACAGCAGCCAUGGGGACACACUGCAGUGCGAAGCCCCAUGCUGGUUCCCUUUCCCUGCCGUGCACUGGAUAGCCUACACUGGGGAGCACCUGCCCCAUGCUGCCAACACCAGCUAUGAGCUGAACCCUGAAAACAUCACUGUGAGGGUGGUUUCCCUCCUGCACAAUACCACUGCUAAUGCCAUCUACACCUGUUUGAUUGAAAACAGCAUUGCCAAUGCUAUGAGCAAUAUCAGAGUGACAGGUAGGGUUCAACAGCACCCGAAGACCCCAGGUGUCGGGGAGAGAAGAGCUUCAACAUUGCUCCUGGUGCACCAAAGGGUUUCUCCAGCAGCUGUGUCAGUCAGGGAAGGGACUGAAAGCAUGGCUAAUCCAAACACUUCUGUCUGUUCCUGGGAUGAAUGAAAGGGUCUGUGUUUGCUUCUGCUAUCUCACAUGCUUCUCAUGGUACUGAUUGUCACCUUGGCAUGGGGACAGAACUGCUAGGGGACCAGAAAGUGGGACACACUUCAAAGGAGUGUAUUGCUUGGUAUGUUAACCAAAACUAAACCAACCAACCAAACCCCAUAUCUUUUGACACUUUUUUUAGCCAGUUCAUCUUAGAUCCAAUUAGCGUACCAAGCCAAAAGGCCCCUUUAGUGGUUAUUGAUGACAAUUCCUCUAUCUCUAGCCUAAUCUCUUUAUUUAAAAGGCCAUUUUACUCACAGAAAAUCAAACUUUCCAAAGGUCCCAAGUAUAUUCUCCUGUUCUACAUGAGAAGGGCCGUAAUGUUUCUACAGGUAGGACUUCAUUGCAACUGGUCUCCAGUAGAAGAGGCAGGGUCUAUUUUCAUCCAUAUGCAGAAAAAUGGGAAGGAAUACAGACUUUAUUCACCUUCCCUGCUGUGUUCUUGUACUGGUAGCCUCUCAGUAUUCUGCUACAGAUUUCAGUGUUACAAAGGUGACCAGCUUGCAGAUGUUGAGCCUGAAUGCAGAGGCAGUUUCAUACUCCUUUCCAGCUUGUCACUGGAUGCUUUUGCUUCCCUCAUACCUGCUGUCAACAUAAAGCUCUAAAAAACAAUUGAAAACUCUGCUGGAUCUGGAGGUAAGCUUAUACAUGUAAAAAAUACGUAGAUCCUCUUUGGGAGUUUGGCUGCAGCAGCAAACCUAUCCCAAGCCUGCCAGAAUGGGAGAAUGUGUCUUUCCCCUCUGCCCACCCUUUCCCCAUCUCCAUCUUUAGGUGGGACACAUGGCUUGUCCUUCCCACAGGCUUCUCCUAUCACUUUCUGCAACCAGAGAGAUCCUUCUCUUGCACCAUCAACUCUCAGCUCUCACUUGUCCCCUUGUUCUUUUUCCUGUGCACCCUCUGGACCUGGGCUGCAGUUUAAGGCUGCAAAGCCAUAAAAGGGCUUUGGGCUUUUUCCUCUCCCUCCCUGCUUGCAAGACCUGCAACAGUACAAGGCUUGCUCACUCCCACUUUACUCACACAACUCCACAGUACGGUGUGCUGUCUCCAGUAAAUACUACAGACACCUUGAACAUGGUUAGAGGGAGCUGCCAGCCUGAGCAAUCCUCUGCAGAUCUGGAAUA